Molecule: messenger RNA, 1104 nt
Organism: Naegleria lovaniensis
Lineage: Eukaryota; Heterolobosea; Eutetramitea; Acrasida; Naegleriidae
Exons: 1
Coding region: 1-1104 (367 amino acids)
Biological process (GO): maturation of SSU-rRNA
Cellular component (GO): small-subunit processome; Pwp2p-containing subcomplex of 90S preribosome
Molecular function (GO): protein binding; snoRNA binding
Source: RefSeq, a predicted model, not a curated record
AUGGUCAAACCCUACUAUCGUAUUGUACCUGAGAGUAUGACAGGUAUGAUUGCCUCUCCUCAUGCCUCGAUUUGUUAUCAUCAAACCAAUCAUUCAUCAUCUUGCCUCAUUCUUUCUCCUCUUCUUUAUCAAAUUGGUAUUUGGAAUACUCGAGAACAAUCUCUUAUUCAAACCAUUCUUCCACAAGAUGAAUCCUAUUAUGGUGGAUCUAUUCAUGAAGGAACUAUGAAAUAUAGUAAUAUUACUUGUCUUGUACAUUCAGAACCUUUUAUUGCAGCAGGAUAUCAAAAUGGUAAAAUUUUAAUUUAUAAUUUACAAACAAAACAACAAGUCUUGUAUGCAACAGGACAUUCAAGUAGUGUGACUUGUUUACAAUUUAAUAAGGAUGGUUCGUUAUUGAUGAGUGGAGGUGAUGAUACAGAUAUUGUAUGUUGGGAUGUGACUGCUGGUCAAGCCAAAUAUCGAUUAAGAGGACAUAAGGGUAGAAUUACAGGAUUACUAUUUUUAGAAAAGUCAAAUGCAUUGAUUAGUAGUAGUAAGGAUAUGCUCAUAAAAAUAUGGGAAUUGACGACCUGUCACUGUGUUCAAACAUUGAUAGGAUCUCGUAAUGAAAUUUGGUCGAUUUGUGUAGAUUUCAAUGAGACUCGAUUAUUUGCUGGUAGUACUGACAGUGAAAUUCGAGUUUGGAACAUUCAAGUAUUCCAAAAUAAGAACUCUCAAUAUUUUUAUGAAAAUGAUCCAAUCUUUAUGGGAACAUUAAAGAGAAGAGAUGAAAGUAGAGUAUUACAAAUGAAAUUUGAUCCUAGUGGUACUCUAUUAGGUAUCAUUGGAGCUGAUUCCAAAAUAUUAGAAAUUUUUAAAUUGAGAAGUGAAAAGGAAAGAAAGAAAACUGGUACUCCAUUGACUCCAAAUAUGGAAUACAAAUGGUGGUUACAAGUGAAAUCCAAUUAUGAAUUGAGAUCUUUUGAUUUUAGUCCUCAUGAUAAGUGUUAUCCAAGAUUUGACUUUUUCACUGAAUCAUUGAAUGAACAACAACAACAAGACUUGACUGAAUCAUUGAAUGAACAACAAGGCUUGACUGAAUCAUUGAAUGAACAUGAAUAA